Molecule: messenger RNA, 24951 nt
Organism: Pimephales promelas (fathead minnow)
Lineage: Eukaryota; Metazoa; Chordata; Actinopteri; Cypriniformes; Leuciscidae
Source: RefSeq, a predicted model, not a curated record
GAGUUGCACUGCUCCUCUGGAGAGCAAACAGUCAGCUCAACGGACGAGAGUCUCACAACAAAACUCAAUCACACAAGCUGAUCAGCAUCAUCUCUAUCUGACCCAUCCAGAACCCUUCACAGAAGGAAGAUAUCAGAUAGAAGAUAAUGACCUAAGAGUUGCCUUUUUGCAGAUAUUUGAAAUUCCAUAGAAAGACUGUGGAAUACAGCGCUCUGAAUUCUGUAUUCCAGGGCUGUCUAUUCCAAUGCUUUUGUGGACAAUGGGGAAUAACUGGUUGUUACUGUAUGCCCUUUUGGGUAUAAUGGCUUUUGGUCUAUUCCCAAAACUUGAAGCUCAGGAUGCCCCCGGGUCUGCCGACCUUAUACUCUUAAUUGACGGAUCAGAGAGCGUUGGAGCUGCCAACUUCCCCUUCGUCAGUGAUUUGGCUGUCCAAGUGAUUGAGGGGCUUGCCGUGGGCAAGGACGCAAUCCGUGUAGCCCUCGUGCUUUAUGGUGCCGAUCCCGAGAUUCAAUUCUAUCUCAAUAGAUAUGACAACAAAGAGAGUGUCCUCAGUGCUAUCCGGGGGCUUAGGUACCCUGGUGGGAUUGAGUCAAAUCUGGGGGCCGCCUUGGAGGAGGUGGUAGACAGUCUAUUGGGCCAAGAUGCAGGAGGCAGGGCAGCGGAAGGGGUCCCCCAGGCACUGGUGGUAAUCAGUGCUGGGGAGUCCACUGAUGAUGUCAGUCAGGGCGAGAGGGCCCUAAAGCAGGCCAAUGUGCUCACCUUUGGUAUUGCUGUGGGUGAAUCUGCAACUACCCAACUGGAAGCUAUUGCUACAGACAAACGCUUCGUUCUGUCCGCUCCUGAUGUCAGAACAGUGGCAAGCAUGGUUGACCAGAUACUGCCAUACAUUAAUGGGGUCAGCGAUCGCUCCAUUGUGAUUCAAACAGAUUUCACAGAAGCUUUGGCUGUUGGGAAAAGAGAUAUAAUUUUCCUCAUUGACAGUAGCAUGGGUGCCACCUCAAUCAAUGCAGUGCGAGAAUUCAUCAAAAGGUUUAUUGACACCAUGCCAAUUGGACCUGAUCAGGUGCAGGUCGGAGUGGCCAUGUUUUCCACCACCGCAAGGUCGGAGAUCAACCUCAACUCAUAUAGUUCAAAAGAAUCGCUAAGCUCUGCUCUCGCAAGAAUAAAACCCAAACCUUCUGUUGAAGUCAACAUCGGGGCUGCCCUGGAUUUUGUGAGAACUACCAUGCUCAGACCCGAGAGUGGGAGCCGCAUUCAAGAUCAAGUGACACAGCUUGUGCUUCUCCUGACCAGUAAAAAAUCUAAAGACAGUGUCCAACAGCCAGUUGAAGCACUUCAGCAAAUGGGUGUUCUAACUUUGGCUGCAGGCUCUAAAGCAGCCGAUGAGGCCGAGCUCAGGCAAAUAGCUUUUGAUGAAACUGGGGUUUUCAUCCUGAAGGACUUCAGGGGGUUGCUGCGCAACCCCAGAGAAAUUAUAUACUAUCUCUCUACAUUGACUGGUGCUGUUGUGACAGAGGGUCCAACCGAAACAGGCCCAUUUGUGGAUGUUACUACAGUCCACACCCAAAAAGUUGUCAGAGACAUUGUCUUCUUAGUGGAUGGAUCUACCUACGUUGGAUAUAACUUACAACCUGUGCAGGACUUCAUCACUGGCGUGGUAAACAGACUAGACGUUCGACCUGAGCGAGUGCGCAUUGGAUUAAUGCAGUUUGCUGAGGGGCAGAAAAAUGAAUUUUAUCUGAACACUCACAACACCAAACAGGAUGUUCUCUCUGCCAUUGCUCAGCUACGUUUGAUGGGAGGACGUGCAUUAAACACUGGUGCAGCCCUACAGUAUGCCCUAGCCAACCACUUCCAGCCCUCAGCUGGGUCUCGUAGGAGACAGGGGAUCCAGCAGGUACUGGUACUAAUAACAGGAGGACCAUCUCAAGAUGAAGUCAAGAGGAUUGCUGACCGUGUAGCCAUAGAGGGUGUUUUGACUUUUGCUGUUGGAGCUGGCCAAGUGGAAGAGAGUUUCCUUAAAACUGUUGCUUUUGUUGAAGAUUUGGCAUAUUACAGAAGAAACUUUGCUGAUUUGUCAAGUGUUGUUGACGAGAUUAUGACACCAUUGAUCACUGUUGUUGGAGAGACUGAUACAACAAUAACAGUAACACCAGGGCCCUCCGGGGGAGAAAGGGAUGUUGCAUUCUUGAUCGACGGCUCUGAUGAUGUCCGAGGAGACUUUCCCUAUAUCCGCAACUUCAUUUCCAAAGUAAUUGAGCCUUUGGAUAUAGGCUUUAAUAAAGUGCGAGUUUCUGUGGUCCAGCAUAGCGAGAGCCCAAGUCCUAGCUUCUACCUGAACACUUACCAAACCAAAGAUGAGGUGCUGAGAGCUGUAAAUGGACUCACUCUGACAGGUGGCAGAAGUUUGAAUACUGGUGCUGCCUUGACUUUCAUGAAAAACACCAUCUUGUCACCAGCAUUUGGUAGUCGAUCUGGUGAAAAUGUUCCCCAAUUUUUGAUCGUUUUGACGGGGGGAAGAUCAAGAGAUAGUGUCAGAGAACCCGCGGUAGCCCUAAAGACUGAUGGAGUUGUACCUUUUGGUGUUGGAGUGAAAAAUGCAGAUCCUAAACAGAUUGAGGCCAUCUCUCACAAUCCAUCAUUUGCUUUCAAUGUGAAGGAAUUCAGCCAGCUCAACACAGUUCAGGAAAGGCUCAAGAACUAUGUGAACCUUCCAGAUCAAGAACUGAAGGUCUUUCUAGAGAGAGGAAUUAACAAACGGGAUAUAGUUUUUCUCCUUGAUGGCUCAGAUGACUCCAGAAAUGGAUUUCUUGCCGUCCGUGAGUUUAUUAGGAGAAUGGUAGAGGAUCUUGCCAUUGACCAGGACAUUGUUCGAGUUGCUGUAAUACAGUACAGUGAAGAUACUACGACUCAUUUCCUACUUAAUAGUUACAAUAGUAAGAAAGCUGUAAUUUAUGCUAUUAAUGGCCUCACAGCAAAAGGUGGAAGAAAUCUAAAUACUGGGGCAGCGUUACAGUAUGUCAGGGACCAUGUUUUCAUUACGUCUUCUGGAAGUAGACAUCAGCUAGGAGUCCCUCAGCUGUUGAUUUUUAUGACUGGUGGAGGGUCCAGUGAUGAUGUGGCAGGUCCUGCUGAAGAUCUCAAAAACUUUGGAGUUCUGUCCAUUGCCAUUGGAAUACAGAAUGUCGUAGAGGCAGAGCUCCAAAGCAUAGCAUUUUCACCUAGAUUUAUUUUUAAUCUUCCAGUUUUUGGUGAACUUUUACAUAUACAGCCUGAUAUCCUCUCCUUUAUCAAAUCCAAAAUGGAAAUAGGACCCCCUACUAUCAUUGGUAAGAAUAACUACACUCCUCAAAGAGACAUUGUCUUUAUUCUGGAUGGGUCUGAUGACACCAGGGAUGAGUUUAAACAGAUGUGUCAGUUUGUUCAAAGAGUCGUGGACAAACUCAAUAUCGGGCUCAGUGGAGAUAGAGUGUCUUUAGUCCAAUACAGCAGAGAGCCACGUGUCCAUUUUUACCUGAACACACAUGCAACAAAGCAAGAAGUUCUCAAUUCAAUUGAGACACUGCAACACCAGGGAGGAAAUCCCCUCAAUACAGGAAGAGCCCUUGAUUAUACAAAAAAGAACAUGUUCACUGCUUCUUCUGGGAGCAGACUCCUGGAUGGGGUUCCUCAGAUUCUUGUGCUUGUGACUGGAGGAAGGUCUCAAGAUGAUGUUAGAGCUCCAGCUGCAGCUCUGAAACUGGACCAAAUUGUACCAUUUAGUAUUGGCAAUCAAAAUGCAGAUGUUAUUCAACUCCAGGCAAUCUCGUAUACUCCUGGUCAUACCCUUACUGUUCCUCAGUUUGAUGACCUUCAAACCAUUGAGCAGAAACUUUUAUCAUAUAUAAAAAUAGUUCCUCGUCAGCCUAGGAGGAUUCCACCAACUGCAACAGGUGCUGGAAAAAGAGAUGUUGUUUUUUUAAUCGAUGCCUCUGAUGGUACAAAGGAAGAUUUCUUAUUAAUAAAAAACUUUGUUCAGACCCUGGUUCAGAAACUGGAUGUGGCACCAAAUAAAGAUCGUAUUUCAGUGGUCCAGUACAGUGAUGAUGCAGCUUUUGAUUUUCUUUUGAAUACACAUUCAUCAUCAGACGAUGUUAUAAAUCAUGUGAAACGUCUAAUUCAUAAAGGAGGAAAGCUGCGUCUCACUGGGACAGCCUUACAGUAUGUAAAGGACAACAUGUUUACUGCUGCUGCAGGAAGUAGAUAUUUGGAGGGUGUGACACAGUUCCUAAUUCUGAUGAGUUCUGGAAGAUCUAAUGAUGACAUACGUGGUCCAGUCAAAGCUUUGAAAGAUAUCGGUGUCAUUUCAUUAAGUAUUGGCACCACAAAUGCUGAUACACUUGAGUUACAAAUAAUAUCCCAUCAACCAAACUACUUUUUCAUUUCUGAAUUUGAGAACAUUCUUGAUGUUCAAGAUAAUAUAUUCGCAUUAAUAAAAGAGGUAUCUUACCAAUGGCUACCAACAAUGGCUCCUCAGGUCUCUGGUAAGAGGGAUGUUGCAUUUCUUAUUGAUGGCUCUGACGAUUCUAAAAUUGGUUUUGAAGCAAUUCGCAAUUUUAUCCAGAGGGUAGUUGAGAGUCUAAAUGUGGAGGAAGAUCUUGAUAGGGUGGCGGUUGUUCAGUACAGUCGGGAUCCCACAGCUAAUUUUUAUCUCAGCUCAUACUCAACCAAAAAAGAGGUACUAAAUUCCAUACGUUCUAUGAGGCACAAAAGUGGAAGGCCAUUGAACACUGGAGCUGCUCUAAUGUUUAUUAAAGAAAAUAUAUUUACACAAUCCUCUGGAAGCAGACGUCAUGAAGGUGUACCUCAGAUUCUGUACUUAUUUAGCGGUGGUAGAUCUGGUGAUGAUGUCAGAAUCAUUUCACAGAGUUUAAGAGAAAACAACAUACAAGUAUUUACAAUUGGCACAAGAAAUGCAGAUACACUUGAGUUACAGACAAUGUCUUCAACUCCAGCCUAUGCUUUCUCUGUUCCUGACUUUACCUCCAUCAACAGUAUUGUCCAAAGGGUUACCUCUGUUUUGACAAGUGAUGAUGAAAUUCCUGAGCAAUUUCCCACUCCCCAGGGCCAGGCUUUCAAUGCAAGAAGAAAUAUUGUGUUUCUUAUUGACGGAUCGGAUAAUGCUAGUGAUAGAUUCACAACUAUACGAGAAUUUGUGGCAAGUUUGGCAGAAACAUUUGAUGUUGGUCAAGAAAAAGAUCAAAUUGCUGUUGUGCAGUUCAGUAAUACUGCAGCAACAAGCUUUAAUCUCAGUACAUACUCAUCCUCUUCUGAGGUGGCAGAUGCUGUACGCAACCUCAAACCAAUUGGGGGAAGGCCACAAUAUAUUGGCCAGGCUCUACAAUUUGUUGGAGACAAUAUUUUUAGCCCUAGAGUUGGAAGUCAGCAAAUAGACAGUGUUAGUCAAAAUAUUGUGCUUGUGGCUGGUGGCAGAUCAAGAGAUUCUCCUCGUGGACCAGCUAAUGCUCUAAAGAGUAUGGGAGUAGCCAUUUUUGCCAUUGGGUCAAGGCUGACAGAUCCCAUUGAAAUGGAAGCAAUUUCUUCUCGGAAAGAUUAUGCCAUUGCUGUUUAUGAUUUUCAUGAAUUAAAAAAUGUCCGUCAAACAAAUUCUAAUAAGAUGAAUACUUUAAAGCUGAAUAAUUUAAAUCUUUCUAAUCCUAUAAUUACUGUGAUUCUAGGCACAGGAUUUAAAAGGGAUAUUGCUUUUCUUGUGGAUGGUUCAGACAGUACAAGAAGAGGAUUUACAGAAAUACGUGAUUUUCUGUAUAACAUUAUCACAAAUGUUAAUGUGGGAAUUGAUAACGAUAGAAUCGCAAUAAUUCAAUACAGCAAUGUGGCUGUGGCAAAUUUUUAUUUCAAUUCAUUCUUAAGAAAGGAAGAUGUAUUGAAUGCAGUAAAAGUGCUUAGCCAUAAAGGUGGAAGGCCCUUGAACACAGGAUUUGCACUUCAAUACGUAAAGGAAAAUAUCUUUAUAAGCGCCUCAGGGAGCAGGCACAAAGAAGGUACCCCUCAAAUAUUAAUUCUUUUGACGAGUGGAAAGUCCAGGGACAGCAUUUCUGAAGCAGCCUUUGCUCUUAAAAAAAAUGGGGUAAUCAUAUAUGGAAUAGGAGGAAAGUACUCAGACUCCGAUGAAUUACAAACAAUUUCUUCUGAAAAUAAUGUGCUCCCAUUGGCUGACUUCAGUGAAUUACCAAAAAUCCAAGUACAGCUACUGGAAGCAAUGAAAUCUAAUCCAAGUUACAACAAAAGUGAAUUGAUAGCUGAGAGUGAUAGAAAGAGGAGAGACGUUGUCUUCCUGCUGGAUGGAUCGGAUGCCACUAGGAAUGGGUUCCCAGCAAUGAAAGAAUUUGUGCAAAGAAUGGUGGAGAAUUUGGAAGUGGCUGAGAACAGAGAUCACAUUUCUGUGGUCCAGUACAGCAGAGACCCAGAGGCACAUUUCUAUCUAAACACGUACAAGACAAAGGAAGAAAUUCUUGACAGUGUCAGAGGUCUGCGGCACAAAGGAGGCAGACCCCUCUACACGGGGGCAGCGCUCCAGUAUGUCAUAGACAAUGUCUUUGCUGCCUCCUCCGGCAGCAGGCGGUUGGAAGGUGUGCCGCAGAUACUGGUUUUGCUUAGCGGGGGAAGGUCAUUCGACAGUGUUGAGGCAGCAGCCUCCUCUCUGAAAGAGCUUGGCAUCUUGACUUUUGGAAUAGGAUCGAGGGGCUCUGAUAGCAGAGAACUGCAGAGAAUCUCAUACGACCCCAAUUAUGCUCUCUCCGUGUCCGACUUCAGUGAGCUUCCAAAUGUCCAAGAGCAGCUGCUGGCCUCUGUCCAGGCUGUUGCAAUGCCCAUCACUCCAACUUCACCGACUCUCACUGCUGAUGACACCAUACCCAGAAAGGACGUGGUGUUUUUGCUGGACGGUUCAGAUGGCACUAGAAAUACAUUCCCAGCAAUGCGUGAUUUUGUGCAAAGAGUAGUGGAGCAAUUCAACAUAGAGGCAAAGAGAGACUGUGUUUCUGUGGUGCAGUACAGUAGAGACGCUGAGGUCAAUUUCUAUCUGAAUACCUACGCAACAAGAGGGGAGAUCCUGAACACUGUCAGAGGUCUGAGGCAUAGAGGAGGGAGACCCCUCAACACGGGGGCAGCCCUCCAGUACGUGAGGGACAGUGUCUUCACCGCCUCUGCGGGGAGUAGAAAGCAAGAGGGUGUCCCUCAGAUUCUCAUCCUCCUCAGUGGAGGACGGUCAAGCGAUAACAUAGAUACACCUGCCUCCGCCCUAAAAGAGAGCGGAAUCUUGAUUUUUGGCAUCGGCACCAGAAAUUCGAGCAGAGAGGUGCAGAGAAUUGCCAACGACCCUACCUAUGCACAGCCCGUCAAUGAAUUCUCUGACCUUCCCAGUGUCCAGCAGCAGUUUAUCAGCUCCCUCAACAAUGUGCUUGUACAAGUCAAGCCGAUGGCACCUACUCGUGCCGUAGACACCAUAGGGAGGGAUGUGGUGUUCCUUCUGGAUGGCUCAGAUGGCACAAGGAGCUCUUUCCCUGCAAUGCGUGACUUUGUUGAGAGGAUGGUGGAGAGACUGAACGUGUCUGAGAAAAGAGACCAUGUGUCUGUGGUCCAGUACAGCAGAGAUCCAGAGGCCCAUUUCUAUCUUAACACAUACUCGAGGAAGGAGGACGUGCUUGACACGCUCAGGGGUCUGAGGCACAAAGGAGGGAGACCCCUCAACACAGGGGCAGCUCUGCAGUACGUGAGGGACAAUGUCUUCACUGCCUCCUCUGGAAGUAGACUUGGAGAAGGUGUGCCUCAGCUGCUGAUUCUGCUGAGUGGUGGAAAGUCAUUUGAUAAUGUUGACACACCAGCCUCAUCCCUGAAAGAGCUGGGAGUGCUUAUCUUUGCGAUAGGGUCAAGGAGCUCAGACAGCAGGGAACUCCAGAAGAUCUCCAAUGAGCCUAGCUAUGCACUCUCAGUGAGUGACUUUGCUGACCUUCCCAGUGUCCAACAGCAGCUUCUCACCAACAUUAACAUGGUCUUUGUAGAGGGAACGUCUAUCACCACCACAACGAUGGCUGAGGGCCGUAGACAGAGGAGAGACGUUGUCUUCCUGCUGGAUGGAUCGGAUGCCACUAGGAAUGGGUUCCCAGCAAUGAAAGAAUUUGUGCAAAGAAUGGUGGAGAAUUUGGAAGUGGCUGAGAACAGAGAUCACAUUUCUGUGGUCCAGUACAGCAGAGACCCAGAGGCACAUUUCUAUCUAAACACGUACAAGACAAAGGAAGAAAUUCUUGACAGUGUCAGAGGUCUGCGGCACAAAGGAGGCAGACCCCUCUACACGGGGGCAGCGCUCCAGUAUGUCAUAGACAAUGUCUUUGCUGCCUCCUCCGGCAGCAGGCGGUUGGAAGGUGUGCCGCAGAUACUGGUUUUGCUUAGCGGGGGAAGGUCAUUUGACAGUGUUGAGGCAGCAGCCUCCUCUCUGAAAGAGCUUGGCAUCUUGACUUUUGGAAUAGGAUCGAGGGGCUCUGAUAGCAGAGAAUUGCAGAGAAUUUCAUACGACCCCAAUUAUGCUCUGUCUGUGUCCGACUUCAGCGAGCUUCCAAAUGUUCAAGAGCAGCUGCUUGCCUCUGUCAAGGCUGUUUCAAUUCCCAUCACUCCAACUUCACAGACUGUUACCGCUGAUUACGUCACACCCAGAAAGGACAUAGUCUUUCUGCUGGACGGUUCAGAUGGCACUAGGAAUUCUUUCCCAGCUAUGCGUGAUUUCGUGCAGAGAGUAGUGGAGCAACACACCAUAGAGGCAAACAGAGACCGUGUUUCUGUGGUCCAGUACAGUAGAGAAGCCGAGGUCCAUUUCUAUCUAAAUAGCUACACGACAAAGGAAGAGGUUCUUGACCGUGUCAGAGGUCUGAGACACAAAGGAGGUAGACCCCUCUACACAGGGGCAGCUCUCCAGUACGUCAGAGACAAUGUAUUUACUGCCCCCUCCGGCAGCAGACGGUUGGAGGGUGUGCCGCAGAUACUGAUCUUGCUUAGCGGGGGAAGGUCAUUCGACAGUGUUGAGGCAGCAGCGUCCUCUCUGAAAGAGCUUGGCGUCUUGACCUUUGGAAUUGGAUCGCGGGGCUCUGAUAGCAGAGAACUGCAGAGAAUCUCAUACGACCCCAAUUAUGCUCUCUCCGUGUCCGACUUCAGUGAGCUUCCAAAUGUCCAAGAGCAGCUGCUGGCCUCUGUCCAGGCUGUUGCAAUGCCCAUCACUCCAACUUCACCGACUCUCACUGCUGAUGACACCAUACCCAGAAAGGACGUGGUGUUUUUGCUGGACGGUUCAGAUGGCACUAGAAAUACAUUCCCAGCAAUGCGUGAUUUUGUGCAAAGAGUAGUGGAGCAAUUCAACAUAGAGGCAAAGAGAGACCGUGUUUCUGUGGUGCAGUACAGUAGAGACGCUGAGGUCAAUUUCUAUCUGAAUACCUACGCAACAAGAGGGGAGAUCCUGAACACUGUCAGAGGUCUGAGGCAUAGAGGAGGGAGACCCCUCAACACGGGGGCAGCCCUCCAGUACGUGAGGGACAGUGUCUUCACCGCCUCUGCGGGGAGUAGAAAGCAAGAGGGUGUCCCUCAGAUUCUCAUCCUCCUCAGUGGAGGACGGUCAAGCGAUAACAUAGAUACACCUGCCUCCGCCCUAAAAGAGAGCGGAAUCUUGAUUUUUGGCAUCGGCACCAGAAAUUCGAGCAGAGAGGUGCAGAGAAUUGCCAACGACCCUACCUAUGCACAGCCCGUCAAUGAAUUCUCUGACCUUCCCAGUGUCCAGCAGCAGUUUAUCAGCUCCCUCAACAAUGUGCUUGUACAAGUCAAGCCGAUGGCACCUACUGUGGCGGCUGAGCGAAGGAUGGCCAGGAGGGAUGUGGUGUUCCUUCUGGAUGGCUCAGAUGGCACAAGGAGCUCUUUCCCUGCAAUGCGUGACUUUGUUGAGAGGAUGGUGGAGAGACUGAACGUGUCUGAGAAAAGAGACCAUGUGUCUGUGGUCCAGUACAGCAGAGAUCCAGAGGCCCAUUUCUAUCUUAACACAUACUCGAGGAAGGAGGACGUGCUUGACACGCUCAGGGGUCUGAGGCACAAAGGAGGGAGACCCCUCAACACAGGGGCAGCUCUGCAGUACGUGAGGGACAAUGUCUUCACUGCCUCCUCUGGAAGUAGACUUGGAGAAGGUGUGCCUCAGCUGCUGAUUCUGCUGAGUGGUGGAAAGUCAUUUGAUAAUGUUGACACACCAGCCUCAUCCCUGAAAGAGCUGGGAGUGCUUAUCUUUGCGAUAGGGUCAAGGAGCUCAGACAGCAGGGAACUCCAGAAGAUCUCCAAUGAGCCUAGCUAUGCACUCUCAGUGAGUGACUUUGCUGACCUUCCCAGUGUCCAACAGCAGCUUCUCACCAACAUUAACAUGGUCUUUGUAGAGGGAACGUCUAUCACCACCACAACGAUGGCUGAGGGCCGUAGACAGAGGAGAGACGUUGUCUUCCUGCUGGAUGGAUCGGAUGCCACUAGGAAUGGGUUCCCAGCAAUGAAAGAAUUUGUGCAAAGAAUGGUGGAGAAUUUGGAAGUGGCUGAGAACAGAGAUCACAUUUCUGUGGUCCAGUACAGCAGAGACCCAGAGGCACAUUUCUAUCUAAACACGUACAAGACAAAGGAAGAAAUUCUUGACAGUGUCAGAGGUCUGCGGCACAAAGGAGGCAGACCCCUCUACACGGGGGCAGCGCUCCAGUAUGUCAUAGACAAUGUCUUUGCUGCCUCCUCCGGCAGCAGGCGGUUGGAAGGUGUGCCGCAGAUACUGGUUUUGCUUAGCGGGGGAAGGUCAUUUGACAGUGUUGAGGCAGCAGCCUCCUCUCUGAAAGAGCUUGGCAUCUUGACUUUUGGAAUAGGAUCGAGGGGCUCUGAUAGCAGAGAAUUGCAGAGAAUUUCAUACGACCCCAAUUAUGCUCUGUCUGUGUCCGACUUCAGCGAGCUUCCAAAUGUUCAAGAGCAGCUGCUUGCCUCUGUCAAGGCUGUUUCAAUUCCCAUCACUCCAACUUCACAGACUGUUACCGCUGAUUACGUCACACCCAGAAAGGACAUAGUCUUUCUGCUGGACGGUUCAGAUGGCACUAGGAAUUCUUUCCCAGCUAUGCGUGAUUUCGUGCAGAGAGUAGUGGAGCAACACACCAUAGAGGCAAACAGAGACCGUGUUUCUGUGGUCCAGUACAGUAGAGAAGCCGAGGUCCAUUUCUAUCUAAAUAGCUACACGACAAAGGAAGAGGUUCUUGACCGUGUCAGAGGUCUGAGACACAAAGGAGGUAGACCCCUCUACACAGGGGCAGCUCUCCAGUACGUCAGAGACAAUGUAUUUACUGCCCCCUCCGGCAGCAGACGGUUGGAGGGUGUGCCGCAGAUACUGAUCUUGCUUAGCGGGGGAAGGUCAUUCGACAGUGUUGAGGCAGCAGCGUCCUCUCUGAAAGAGCUUGGCGUCUUGACCUUUGGAAUUGGAUCGCGGGGCUCUGAUAGCAGAGAACUGCAGAGAAUCUCAUACGACCCCAAUUAUGCUCUCUCCGUGUCCGACUUCAGUGAGCUUCCAAAUGUCCAAGAGCAGCUGCUGGCCUCUGUCCAGGCUGUUGCAAUGCCCAUCACUCCAACUUCACCGACUCUCACUGCUGAUGACACCAUACCCAGAAAGGACGUGGUGUUUUUGCUGGACGGUUCAGAUGGCACUAGAAAUACAUUCCCAGCAAUGCGUGAUUUUGUGCAAAGAGUAGUGGAGCAAUUCAACAUAGAGGCAAAGAGAGACCGUGUUUCUGUGGUGCAGUACAGUAGAGACGCUGAGGUCAAUUUCUAUCUGAAUACCUACGCAACAAGAGGGGAGAUCCUGAACACUGUCAGAGGUCUGAGGCAUAGAGGAGGGAGACCCCUCAACACGGGGGCAGCCCUCCAGUACGUGAGGGACAGUGUCUUCACCGCCUCUGCGGGGAGUAGAAAGCAAGAGGGUGUCCCUCAGAUUCUCAUCCUCCUCAGUGGAGGACGGUCAAGCGAUAACAUAGAUACACCUGCCUCCGCCCUAAAAGAGAGCGGAAUCUUGAUUUUUGGCAUCGGCACCAGAAAUUCGAGCAGAGAGGUGCAGAGAAUUGCCAACGACCCUACCUAUGCACAGCCCGUCAAUGAAUUCUCUGACCUUCCCAGUGUCCAGCAGCAGUUUAUCAGCUCCCUCAACAAUGUGCUUGUACAAGUCAAGCCGAUGGCACCUACUGUGGCGGCUGAGCGAAGGAUGGCCAGGAGGGAUGUGGUGUUCCUUCUGGAUGGCUCAGAUGGCACAAGGAGCUCUUUCCCUGCAAUGCGUGACUUUGUUGAGAGGAUGGUGGAGAGACUGAACGUGUCUGAGAAAAGAGACCAUGUGUCUGUGGUCCAGUACAGCAGAGAUCCAGAGGCCCAUUUCUAUCUUAACACAUACUCGAGGAAGGAGGACGUGCUUGACACGCUCAGGGGUCUGAGGCACAAAGGAGGGAGACCCCUCAACACAGGGGCAGCUCUGCAGUACGUGAGGGACAAUGUCUUCACUGCCUCCUCUGGAAGUAGACUUGGAGAAGGUGUGCCUCAGCUGCUGAUUCUGCUGAGUGGUGGAAAGUCAUUUGAUAAUGUUGACACACCAGCCUCAUCCCUGAAAGAGCUGGGAGUGCUUAUCUUUGCGAUAGGGUCAAGGAGCUCAGACAGCAGGGAACUCCAGAAGAUCUCCAAUGAGCCUAGCUAUGCACUCUCAGUGAGUGACUUUGCUGACCUUCCCAGUGUCCAACAGCAGCUUCUCACCAACAUUAACAUGGUCUUUGUAGAGGGAACGUCUAUCACCACCACAACGAUGGCUGAGGGCCGUAGACAGAGGAGAGACGUUGUCUUCCUGCUGGAUGGAUCGGAUGCCACUAGGAAUGGGUUCCCAGCAAUGAAAGAAUUUGUGCAAAGAAUGGUGGAGAAUUUGGAAGUGGCUGAGAACAGAGAUCACAUUUCUGUGGUCCAGUACAGCAGAGACCCAGAGGCACAUUUCUAUCUAAACACGUACAAGACAAAGGAAGAAAUUCUUGACAGUGUCAGAGGUCUGCGGCACAAAGGAGGCAGACCCCUCUACACGGGGGCAGCGCUCCAGUAUGUCAUAGACAAUGUCUUUGCUGCCUCCUCCGGCAGCAGGCGGUUGGAAGGUGUGCCGCAGAUACUGGUUUUGCUUAGCGGGGGAAGGUCAUUUGACAGUGUUGAGGCAGCAGCCUCCUCUCUGAAAGAGCUUGGCAUCUUGACUUUUGGAAUAGGAUCGAGGGGCUCUGAUAGCAGAGAAUUGCAGAGAAUUUCAUACGACCCCAAUUAUGCUCUGUCUGUGUCCGACUUCAGCGAGCUUCCAAAUGUUCAAGAGCAGCUGCUUGCCUCUGUCAAGGCUGUUUCAAUUCCCAUCACUCCAACUUCACAGACUGUUACCGCUGAUUACGUCACACCCAGAAAGGACAUAGUCUUUCUGCUGGACGGUUCAGAUGGCACUAGGAAUUCUUUCCCAGCUAUGCGUGAUUUCGUGCAGAGAGUAGUGGAGCAACACACCAUAGAGGCAAACAGAGACCGUGUUUCUGUGGUCCAGUACAGUAGAGAAGCCGAGGUCCAUUUCUAUCUAAAUAGCUACACGACAAAGGAAGAGGUUCUUGACCGUGUCAGAGGUCUGAGACACAAAGGAGGUAGACCCCUCUACACAGGGGCAGCUCUCCAGUACGUCAGAGACAAUGUAUUUACUGCCCCCUCCGGCAGCAGACGGUUGGAGGGUGUGCCGCAGAUACUGAUCUUGCUUAGCGGGGGAAGGUCAUUCGACAGUGUUGAGGCAGCAGCGUCCUCUCUGAAAGAGCUUGGCGUCUUGACCUUUGGAAUUGGAUCGCGGGGCUCUGAUAGCAGAGAACUGCAGAGAAUCUCAUACGACCCCAAUUAUGCUCUCUCCGUGUCCGACUUCAGUGAGCUUCCAAAUGUCCAAGAGCAGCUGCUGGCCUCUGUCCAGGCUGUUGCAAUGCCCAUCACUCCAACUUCACCGACUCUCACUGCUGAUGACACCAUACCCAGAAAGGACGUGGUGUUUUUGCUGGACGGUUCAGAUGGCACUAGAAAUACAUUCCCAGCAAUGCGUGAUUUUGUGCAAAGAGUAGUGGAGCAAUUCAACAUAGAGGCAAAGAGAGACCGUGUUUCUGUGGUGCAGUACAGUAGAGACGCUGAGGUCAAUUUCUAUCUGAAUACCUACGCAACAAGAGGGGAGAUCCUGAACACUGUCAGAGGUCUGAGGCAUAGAGGAGGGAGACCCCUCAACACGGGGGCAGCCCUCCAGUACGUGAGGGACAGUGUCUUCACCGCCUCUGCGGGGAGUAGAAAGCAAGAGGGUGUCCCUCAGAUUCUCAUCCUCCUCAGUGGAGGACGGUCAAGCGAUAACAUAGAUACACCUGCCUCCGCCCUAAAAGAGAGCGGAAUCUUGAUUUUUGGCAUCGGCACCAGAAAUUCGAGCAGAGAGGUGCAGAGAAUUGCCAACGACCCUACCUAUGCACAGCCCGUCAAUGAAUUCUCUGACCUUCCCAGUGUCCAGCAGCAGUUUAUCAGCUCCCUCAACAAUGUGCUUGUACAAGUCAAGCCGAUGGCACCUACUGUGGCGGCUGAGCGAAGGAUGGCCAGGAGGGAUGUGGUGUUCCUUCUGGAUGGCUCAGAUGGCACAAGGAGCUCUUUCCCUGCAAUGCGUGACUUUGUUGAGAGGAUGGUGGAGAGACUGAACGUGUCUGAGAAAAGAGACCAUGUGUCUGUGGUCCAGUACAGCAGAGAUCCAGAGGCCCAUUUCUAUCUUAACACAUACUCGAGGAAGGAGGACGUGCUUGACACGCUCAGGGGUCUGAGGCACAAAGGAGGGAGACCCCUCAACACAGGGGCAGCUCUGCAGUACGUGAGGGACAAUGUCUUCACUGCCUCCUCUGGAAGUAGACUUGGAGAAGGUGUGCCUCAGCUGCUGAUUCUGCUGAGUGGUGGAAAGUCAUUUGAUAAUGUUGACACACCAGCCUCAUCCCUGAAAGAGCUGGGAGUGCUUAUCUUUGCGAUAGGGUCAAGGAGCUCAGACAGCAGGGAACUCCAGAAGAUCUCCAAUGAGCCUAGCUAUGCACUCUCAGUGAGUGACUUUGCUGACCUUCCCAGUGUCCAACAGCAGCUUCUCACCAACAUUAACAUGGUCUUUGUAGAGGGAACGUCUAUCACCACCACAACGAUGGCUGAGGGCCGUAGACAGAGGAGAGACGUUGUCUUCCUGCUGGAUGGAUCGGAUGCCACUAGGAAUGGGUUCCCAGCAAUGAAAGAAUUUGUGCAAAGAAUGGUGGAGAAUUUGGAAGUGGCUGAGAACAGAGAUCACAUUUCUGUGGUCCAGUACAGCAGAGACCCAGAGGCACAUUUCUAUCUAAACACGUACAAGACAAAGGAAGAAAUUCUUGACAGUGUCAGAGGUCUGCGGCACAAAGGAGGCAGACCCCUCUACACGGGGGCAGCGCUCCAGUAUGUCAUAGACAAUGUCUUUGCUGCCUCCUCCGGCAGCAGGCGGUUGGAAGGUGUGCCGCAGAUACUGGUUUUGCUUAGCGGGGGAAGGUCAUUUGACAGUGUUGAGGCAGCAGCCUCCUCUCUGAAAGAGCUUGGCAUCUUGACUUUUGGAAUAGGAUCGAGGGGCUCUGAUAGCAGAGAAUUGCAGAGAAUUUCAUACGACCCCAAUUAUGCUCUGUCUGUGUCCGACUUCAGCGAGCUUCCAAAUGUUCAAGAGCAGCUGCUUGCCUCUGUCAAGGCUGUUUCAAUUCCCAUCACUCCAACUUCACAGACUGUUACCGCUGAUUACGUCACACCCAGAAAGGACAUAGUCUUUCUGCUGGACGGUUCAGAUGGCACUAGGAAUUCUUUCCCAGCUAUGCGUGAUUUCGUGCAGAGAGUAGUGGAGCAACACACCAUAGAGGCAAACAGAGACCGUGUUUCUGUGGUCCAGUACAGUAGAGAAGCCGAGGUCCAUUUCUAUCUAAAUAGCUACACGACAAAGGAAGAGGUUCUUGACCGUGUCAGAGGUCUGAGACACAAAGGAGGUAGACCCCUCUACACAGGGGCAGCUCUCCAGUACGUCAGAGACAAUGUAUUUACUGCCCCCUCCGGCAGCAGACGGUUGGAGGGUGUGCCGCAGAUACUGAUCUUGCUUAGCGGGGGAAGGUCAUUCGACAGUGUUGAGGCAGCAGCGUCCUCUCUGAAAGAGCUUGGCGUCUUGACCUUUGGAAUUGGAUCGCGGGGCUCUGAUAGCAGAGAACUGCAGAGAAUCUCAUACGACCCCAAUUAUGCUCUCUCCGUGUCCGACUUCAGUGAGCUUCCAAAUGUCCAAGAGCAGCUGCUGGCCUCUGUCCAGGCUGUUGCAAUGCCCAUCACUCCAACUUCACCGACUCUCACUGCUGAUGACACCAUACCCAGAAAGGACGUGGUGUUUUUGCUGGACGGUUCAGAUGGCACUAGAAAUACAUUCCCAGCAAUGCGUGAUUUUGUGCAAAGAGUAGUGGAGCAAUUCAACAUAGAGGCAAAGAGAGACCGUGUUUCUGGUCAGUACAGUAGAGACGCUGAGGUCAAUUUCUAUCUGAAUACCUACGCAACAAGAGGGGAGAUCCUGAACACUGUCAGAGGUCUGAGGCAUAGAGGAGGGAGACCCCUCAACACGGGGGCAGCCCUCCAGUACGUGAGGGACAGUGUCUUCACCGCCUCUGCGGGGAGUAGAAAGCAAGAGGGUGUCCCUCAGAUUCUCAUCCUCCUCAGUGGAGGACGGUCAAGCGAUAACAUAGAUACACCUGCCUCCGCCCUAAAAGAGAGCGGAAUCUUGAUUUUUGGCAUCGGCACCAGAAAUUCGAGCAGAGAGGUGCAGAGAAUUGCCAACGACCCUACCUAUGCACAGCCCGUCAAUGAAUUCUCUGACCUUCCCAGUGUCCAGCAGCAGUUUAUCAGCUCCCUCAACAAUGUGCUUGUACAAGUCAAGCCGAUGGCACCUACUGUGGCGGCUGAGCGAAGGAUGGCCAGGAGGGAUGUGGUGUUCCUUCUGGAUGGCUCAGAUGGCACAAGGGGCUCUUUUCCUGCAAUGCGUGACUUUGUUGAGAGGAUGGUGGAGAGACUGAACGUGUCUGAGAAAAGAGACCAUGUGUCUGUGGUCCAGUACAGCAGAGAUCCAGAGGCCCAUUUCUAUCUUAACACAUACUCGAGGAAGGAGGACGUGCUUGACACGCUCAGGGGUCUGAGGCACAAAGGAGGGAGACCCCUCAACACAGGGGCAGCUCUGCAGUACGUGAGGGACAAUGUCUUCACUGCCUCCUCUGGAAGCAGACUUGUAGAAGGUGUGCCUCAGCUGCUGAUUCUGCUGAGUGGUGGAAAGUCAUUUGAUAAUGUUGACACACCAGCCUCAUCCCUGCAAGAGCUGGGCGUGCUUAUCUUUGCGAUAGGGUCAAGGAGCUCAGACAGCAGGGAACUCCAGAAGAUUUCCAAUGAGCCUAGUUAUGCACUUGCAGUGAGUGACUUUUCUGACCUUCCAAGUGUCCAACAGCAGCUUCUCACCAACAUUAAUACAGUACUUUUAGAGGGCUUGUCCAUCACUACUACUGAAAUAGUGGAGUCAGAGGGACCCAAAAAGGACAUCGUCUUUUUGAUUGAUGGCUCUGAAGGUGUUGGCAGAGAUUUCCCAAUUAUCCAGGAGUUUUUGCGCAGAGUUGUGGAGAAUCUCAAUGUUGGUGAGAACAAGAUUCGAGUUGGCGUGGUGCAGUAUGGAGAUUCUCCAUAUGCAGACAUAUACCUCAACUCACAUAGGACCAAAGAAGGUGUCCUAAAUCAGAUCAAGGAACUCCAACAACGUGGGGGGAGACAGCGCAACCUUGGUCAGGCCAUUGAUUUUGUUCGACGUGAAGUUUUGGUUUCUGGACUUGGUGGAAGGAAACAGGAGGGAGUUCCACAAUUUGUUGUUGUGGUUUCAGGAGGAAAAGCAACAGACAAUAUAAGACCAUCUGCAACUGCACUGAAACAGUCAGGCACUUUCCCCCUUAGCAUAGGAACAAGAGACGUGAGCCCUCAGGAAUUGCAAGUGACCUCCUAUGUCCCCAGAUUUGCCUACACAGUUGAUGACUUGCCUGGACUUUAUACAGUUCAGGACAAACUCAUCACCACCCUGACUGAGCUAUCUAGUGAGGAAUUAGCCAAUUUGCGCCCUGUAUACCCUACAGAUGCUACAAUUCCAGUACCUCCUGGAGAUAAGAGGGAUGUUGUUUUCCUUAUUGAUGGCACAACAAAGAUGCGCACUGAGUUCCCUGCCAUAAGAGACAUGGUUCAGCGAGUGGUGGAGAAGUUGGAUGUGGGUCUCGACAAUGUCAGGGUCUCAGUUGUGCAGUACAGUGAUGAUUCCAAAAGCGAAUUUCUCCUCAAUGAGUACUCCACCAAGGAUGAAGUUCGUCAAGCAAUACGAAGACUAAGAAGCAAAGGUGGCAAUCAGCUUAACACUGGUCAAGCUCUGGAAUUUGUAUCAAAGAACAUCUAUCAAAGAUCUGCCGGAAGCCGUGUAGAAGAGGGUGUGCCCCAGUUUCUCAUCCUGGUAACCGGGGGAAAGUCAAAUGAUGAUGUAUCUGGUCCUGCUAAACAACUGAAAUCAAACAAUGUUGCUCCCUUAGCAGUUGGAGCUCAUAAUGCUGAUGCAGAGGAGUUAAAAUUAAUUUCUUUUAGUCCGGAACUAACAUUCACCAUAAGGGACUUCCAGCAACUUCCAAGAGUGGAGCAACAGCUUUUGACCAAAGUCCGUACCAUGACCAAAAGUGAAAUUGCAAACCGCACACCAGUUGUUCUUAAUUUUGGAAGAAAGGACAUCAUCUUCCUCAUUGAUGGCACUGACAGUGUUGGACAAAGCGGUGUUGCUCACAUUCGUGACUUUAUCUUGAAAGUGGUUGAUCAGCUUGAUGUACAACCUGACCAAGUUCGCGUGGCUCUGGUACAGUAUGCUGAAAGACCUAAAACUGAGUUCUCUUUGAACUCCCACGACAACAAGCAAUCGGUCAUCUCUGCAAUCAAAAGACUGCGUCACAUGGGGGGACGUGGUGCCGACCUAGCUGAAGCAAUAAAGUAUGUGAUUCAAAAUGAGCUCAAGCCUUCUGCUGGGGUACGUCUUGGACAGGCUUCCCAGCACUUGGUUGUGCUCACUGGUGGAAGGUCAACAUCUGAUGUAUCUACUUAUGGCCAAAUUCUCAAAGGCUCUCGGGUCAAUUGUAUAGGAAUUGGUGCAGAAAAUGCAGACCCAAGACAGCUGGCACAGAUUACUACCACUUCUGAUGACUUUCUGCAAGUGACUACUUUCCCAAAUCUUCCAAACAUACAGAGCAAGUUUAUAGCAAGACUUAAUGGAACGAUUGGUGAAGAACCUCCCACUGACGAGCCAACAAAUGGACUCCCACAAGCCAAAGCUGCCGACAUUGUCUUUUUAGUUGAUGGCUCAAUCAAUCUUGGCAAGGACAAUUUCAAAGAGGUCAUGGAAUUUAUUCUUAAUUUAAUUGACCUGUUCUUUACAGAGAGAGACAAAAUUCAGAUUGGUCUAGCACAUUAUGCUACUGAUGUGACCGAUGUAUUCUACCUCAACACCUACAAAAAUAAGGAUGAUAUUAUCAAUGCUAUAACUCGAGCAGAGUACAAGGGAGGUAGAGAAAUUAAAACAGGCAAUGCCAUUCGCCAUGUUCAGAACACACAUUUUGUAAAAGAAAGAGGCAGUCGGAAGGAUGAGGGAAUUCCACAGAUUCUAAUGGUAGUCACUGGUGGACGGUCAAGGGAUGACAGCAAAACAGCAGCAUUAGGUCUCAAAGCCACUGGCGUGCGCAUUUAUGCUGUUGGGGUGGGAGAUAUUGAGGACGAACUCAAUAAUUUGGGCAGUGAAGCUACAACGGUGGCCCGAGCCAGCACCUUCCAAGAGCUCUCUGAGCUGAAUGAGCAGAUUUUGGAAACACUUGAUGAUGAUGUGAAAGGUAUUGGACUGUGCACUGGAGUAAAGGAUGCUACAAGAGCAUGCAAGUUGGAUGUUCUUGUGGGGUUUGACGUGGCUGCACAGAACAUUUUUGCUGCUCAGAGAUCAUUAGAUUCAAAGCUAUCUGCUAUUCUCGAACGCAUUACCCAGAUGCAGCCCAUCAGCUGCACUUCUGGCCAGGUUCCCUCAAUACAAGUGGGCAUGUUAGCGAUGGACUCUGCCUCGGAGCCUGUUCAGCUGGACUUCACCAACAGAUACACAGAGCUUCUUGAGCCCUUCAGGGCCCUUCGGAAUCGUGGACCUUUUGUUCUGAAUGGUGCCACAAUCAAGGCUUAUGCUGAUAGAUUCAAGAAUCAGCCUUCAGACAGUAUCAAGGUUGUGAUCCACUUAACUGAUGGAUUAGAUGUCCAGUACAACAUUCUGAAAGAGCAAGUUGAAAAGAUGCGUUUAGCAGGUGUUAGUAGUUUCAUUCUUGUUGCACUGGAGAGAGUGCCACGAUUUGAAGAUGCAGUUCUCUUGGAAUUUGGCCGUGGCUUCAGGUACACACGACCUCUGCGAGUCAACCUCAUGGACUUGGAUUAUGAGCUUCUAGAAGAACUGGAUAACAUUGCUGAGCGGGAAUGCUGUUCUGUUCCAUGCAAGUGUAAUGGCCAGAGAGGGGACAGAGGAGCUGUUGGUGUUCCUGGACCAAAGGGUCAAUCCGGUGGUCCGGGCUUCAGUGGACAUCCUGGUGAUGAAGGUGGUCCGGGAGAGAGAGGUCCACCUGGUGUAAAUGGAACUCAAGGAUUCCAAGGAUGUCCAGGUCAAAGAGGUGUUAAAGGAUCUCGAGGAUACAAUGGUGAAAAGGGUGAAAUUGGAGAGAUUGGUUUAGAUGGAAUCAAUGGAGAAGAGGGAACAAGGGGUGUUGUGGGGCCUCCAGGAGAUAGUGGAAACCCUGGCCAACGGGGGCCUAAAGGGGCCAAAGGCCAAGCAGGAGAUGUUGGUCAGACUGGAAUACGUGGUGAUCCAGGCACCCCUGGAAGUGACAACAACCAAAGGGGACCAAAAGGCGACCCAGGCGAUGCUGGCCCAGCGGGAGAGCCAGGGGUGGAUGGAACUAAAGGAGGUCCUGGUGAACCAGGCAGACGGGGCUCUGAUGGUAGAAGGGGGCCUCCCGGUCAAGCUGGUGUUGCUGGAAGACCCGGAAGUGAUGGUUUAGCAGGCGAGACAGGAAUUGGAGGACCUCGGGGUCCCGCUGGACCAAUUGGAGCACCUGGUAUUAGAGGAGAGGAUGGAAACCCUGGUCCAAGGGGACCAGGAGGACUGCCAGGAUCUGCUGGAGAAAAGGGUAGAAGAGGUGCUGUUGGCCGCAAGGGUGAACCAGGGGACCCAGGACCUAAAGGUGUUUUGGGACCCCAGGGACCCCGUGGGGAGCCUGGUGAGGAUGGACGAGAUGGGUUUGGUGUACCUGGUCCUAAAGGAAGAAAGGGUGAUGAAGGUUUCCCUGGUUUCCCUGGUCCAAAGGGUGAGGCAGGUGACCCUGGUUCAAAAGGAGGACCUGGACCUAGAGGAAACAAUGGCCAGAGGGGUACCUCAGGAGGACGUGGUGGUCCUGGUCAAAAGGGAGAUAUUGGAUACCCAGGGCCCUAUGGCCUUAAAGGACCCAGAGGAGUUGGUGCUGUGCAAUGUGAUUUGGUCAAGAAAAUUAGGGAUAACUGUCCUUGCUGCUAUGGUGCUCAGGAAUGUCCCCUAUACCCAACUGAGUUGGCCUUUGCCUUGGAUUCAUCAGAUGGUGUAUCUCGCUCUGCUUUCAACAACAUGCGUGACACUGUUCUCCGCUUGGUCAGUGACAUCACUAUUGCUGAGAGCAACUGUCCCCGAGGUGCCCGAGUUGCUCUAGCACUCUACAACAAUGAGGUGACUACCGAGAUACGCUUUGGAGAUAGCCAGAAGAAGCGAGCACUUGUUGAGCGAGUUCAAGGGCUCCAGGCUCAGCAGACCCGUAAGCAACGCAGCUUGGAGACAGCCAUGAACUUCAUUGCACAGAACACAUUCAAGAGAGUUCGCAGUGGCUUCCUUGUGCGCAAGGUUGCGGUUUUCUUUGUCAACGGCCCUGUUACUGUCACACAAGAAUUCAGUGCCGCUGCUCUGCGCCUCUAUGAUGCAGGAAUCUCCUCUGUAUUCCUUCUUAACCGUGAAGAUCGUCAACUCACAAGAGCCUUGCAGCUUAACAACACUGCGUUAGCCCAGAUUAUUGUCCUACCCUCACCCGGAAGUGCUGAAUACAACAAUGUAAUCAAGAAGAUCAUGACGUGCCAUAUCUGCCUGGACUUCUGUGCCCCGGAUCAGAUCUGUGAUUAUAUUCCUCCACGUGGAGUCCGAGACCGGAGGGAUCCCACCACUGACUUGGACAUUGACAUGGCCUUCAUUCUCGAUAGCUCAGAGAGCACCUGGCCCGCCGUCUUCUUAGAGAUGAAGCAAUAUGUGGCUCUAAUGAUAGAGCAGCUUGAGAUGUCCCCUGAGCCAACCAGCACUACCCAUCACGCUCGAGUGGCACUUGUCCAGCAUGCACCUUAUGAAUACUUGCACAAUGGCAGUGGCAUUCCCAUCAGGGUGGCCUUCGGUUUGACAGAUCACAACUCACCAAACAGUGUCCGAAGCUUCUUACAGGAUAAGGUGCACCAGCUGGAGGGUGGACGUGCCCUUGCAGCUGCUCUUGAAGGCACUGUUGAGCAUGUGUUUGAGAAGGCACCACAUUCCCGCCACUUGAAGGUAUUAGUUCUCUUGGUGACUGGACCAGUUGAACUGCACGAGGAGAGGAUAAUAAGGGCCGCUACUGAAGUUAAAUGCAAAGGUUACUUCAUAGUGGUGAUGGCAGUUGGAAAGCUGUUCAGUUCAGGUGAUGUCCGUGUCCUGGCCCAAGUGGCAAGCGAACCUUCAGAUGUGUUCUUUAAGAGGGUGGAUAGACCUUCAGGCUUCUAUGAUGACCAUAUUCAGACAUUUGCUCGACUGUUGCCCAAGUACCUCGGCCUUGAAAAUGCUUUCUACCUGUCGCCUGAAGUCUCUACGAAGUGUCAGUGGUAUCAGAGUGACCAACCACACAAAGUCCCAUUCACUUUACCACAAACAGAGGAGAAACACCAGAAGCAUUAUGGACAGCAGGAGGUUCAUGAUACAAAACAUAAAGAAACAGGUAUGGAGGAACUGCAUCUGGUUAACGUCACCUCCAGCGGAUUCUCCCUGCAGUGGUUAAGUGGCGAUUCAAAGGCAACCCAUGAGGUUACUGUGACUCGUCUGAAGGAUCAUAGUCUGGUACUGAGAAAAAAUGUGACCGGCAACCAUCUCUCCAUUACUGAGCUGGAAGCAGCCCAAACCUAUCACGUAGUGGUCAACUCUCAGAAUGUCAAUGGUCAUGUUACCAGAACUUACAAAGGCAUUGUACCCACAAAAUCAGCACAUCCGAAGGUCCUAACUGUAAGUGAUGUGAUGGGGAUUGUGCCCACUGCACCCUUGAGUAAACCAGAAGCAAAAUCAGCAGAACAGAAAAUUCUUAAUGCCAGUGGAAUGAUUGGGUUGAUGUCCACUGCACCUUUGAGUAGUCCAGAUAUUAAAUCAGCAGAACAGAAGGUUAUUGCUCCAAGUGAAGUGAUGGACUUUGGGCCCUCUGCACCCUUAAGUAAACCAGAAAUGAAAACGGCAGAACAGAUGGUUCUUGCUCCGAGUCAAGUAAUGGGGAUGGAGUCCUCUGCACCCUUAAGUAAACCAGAAAUAUUUAACAAUUUUAUGGACCCAUGCUCACUUGACUUUGACACUGGACUGCCAUGCAAAGAUUACCAAGCUAAAUGGUACUUUGACAGAAAGAAUGGAUUCUGUACACAGUUCUGGUAUGGAGGUUGUGGAGGAAAUGACAAUAGGUUUCAGACUGAGGCUGAUUGCCUCAAACGCUGCAUGAAGACAGUGGCUGAGUAUAAAGCAAGUGACAAGCAUGUCAAAACUGUUCUCCCCCCAGCACCAGCUACAGCUGGCUUGCACUCUAGUGUGGAUAUCUGCAAGCUACCAAAAGAAGAAGGUUCCUGUGCUAAAUUUGUGCUUAAAUGGCAUUAUGACCCACUUAGUGGAAACUGUACUCGCUUCUGGUACGGAGGCUGUGGAGGGAACCAGAAUCGCUUUGAUACACAAGAUGAGUGUGAAAAGGCCUGUGGAAAAGCAGCACCUGUAAAAGAAGGGAUCAUUGCAGCGGUUAAAACAUAGAAACUAAUGAAGACUGUGAGCUAACCACUGACGACAUUUAGAGGAAAUAGCACCUAAAACUAGAAGCUUCACUACAGCCAAGAUGCCUGCACUGGAACCUGCCAGAGGAUUUGAUCCAAAGAAAACCUUGAAGUAGUAUUUUCCAAAUAAGAAAAAAGCAGAACAAGUUUCUUUGUUUCGUGCUGGUGCUACAAUCAGUUUCUUUAAUAUUUUUAAAUUGUUUUAUUUUUAAUGUGUGUUUGGGUUUGUAGGAAACCCAGUGUAAAUGUCCAGGGAAAAAUAGACAACAUUUUUUUUUUUGGAUUUUUUUUUGUUUAAAUCACAUGGUUUGUUUGUGGAAAUAGUUUGAUCAAAACAUAUCAAUAAAUCUUUGUAGUUACGAGACAGGUUCAUGACAGUUUACUUUAAUUUAGUAAAGUCUGCUCCUACUGCAGUACCCUCAUUAUGUUUUUUUACUGCUUGGAAGGAAUAAUCUUAAUUGCUCUUUUUGGUCAUACCGCUGGAGAUCUCCACUGAAGAUCCCCUCUGAAUCUCCAUGCAUGCUAUGUUGAUGUUUUCAAAUUAGGUAAUUAUAAAAUGACCAUCAUCUGAAAAAACUAUGCACUUUUGGAAUCAUUGCCUUACACACAAGUUUUGAUUAAAAAAAAAAAGCAAUUGGAAUGUAC